Messenger RNA from Pipra filicauda (Wire-tailed manakin), 375 nucleotides. RefSeq names its product ubiquitin-conjugating enzyme E2 D2-like. Gene Ontology annotation, molecular function: ubiquitin conjugating enzyme activity. Gene Ontology annotation, cellular component: nucleus. Gene Ontology annotation, biological process: protein polyubiquitination; ubiquitin-dependent protein catabolic process. NCBI's taxonomy places the organism in Eukaryota, Metazoa, Chordata, Aves, Passeriformes, Pipridae. The record is from RefSeq and is a predicted model, not a curated record.
AUGACAGUAGCACUGAGAUGGAUGAAUUUGGCUGGGGAAGGGGAGAAAGAUACGCACCAAAGAUCCCGUGACGGUCCCUGCCAAGGUGGAGCAUUUUUCUUGGCAGUUUGCUUCCUAGCAGAUUAUCCCUUCAAACCACCGCUUGCAUUUACAACAAGAGUGUGUCACCCAAAUAUUAACAGUAAUGUAGUGUUUCUCUUGAUAUUCUAUGGACACACUUGUUUCCAGCACUAUUUCAAAAGAGUACUUUUGUCCAUCUGUUCGUUGUGCAAUUCCAAUCUAGAUGAUCCUUUAGUGCCUGAGAGGGCAAAGAUCAACAGAACAGUAAAAUACAGCAGAAUAGCUUUGGAGUGGACUUGGAAAUAUGCAAUCUAA